AGGACUUCUAGGAUAUAUUAAAAUGUUGUGGUCAGUACAUGGUCACGAGAAAAAAAACAGAAAUGUCGCCGAUAUAUUUAGACAAUGCGUCAGUCGUCAUCCUAAUAAAAUCUGCUUUAUUUUUGAAGAUCAAGAAUGGACUUUUCAACAGAUAGAAGAUUUUAGCAACAAAAUCGCGACGAUAUUUAAAACACAUGGCUAUAAGAAAGGAGACGCGGUUGCUUUACUGUUGGAGAAUCGGCCGGAAUUUAUUGCGAUCUGGCUAGGUUUGAAUAAAAUUGGUGUGAUAACGUCGUUGAUUAACACCAAUUUGCGUAAAAGCAGUCUUUUGCAUUGUAUUAAUAUUGCAAAGUGUCAAGCGCUUAUAUAUGGCACCGACUUUUUGGACG
This is a messenger RNA of Wasmannia auropunctata (little fire ant), 389 nucleotides long. RefSeq names its product long-chain fatty acid transport protein 4. Gene Ontology annotation, biological process: triglyceride homeostasis. Lineage: Eukaryota; Metazoa; Arthropoda; Insecta; Hymenoptera; Formicidae. Gene Ontology annotation, molecular function: long-chain fatty acid transmembrane transporter activity; long-chain fatty acid-CoA ligase activity. The record is from RefSeq and is a predicted model, not a curated record. The transcript is spliced from 2 exons. Gene Ontology annotation, cellular component: endoplasmic reticulum. The annotation marks the transcript as partial.